This is a messenger RNA of Zingiber officinale, 1130 nucleotides long. RefSeq names its product probable rRNA-processing protein EBP2 homolog. Gene Ontology annotation, biological process: ribosomal large subunit biogenesis; rRNA processing. The transcript is spliced from 2 exons. Lineage: Eukaryota; Viridiplantae; Streptophyta; Magnoliopsida; Zingiberales; Zingiberaceae. Gene Ontology annotation, cellular component: nuclear periphery; preribosome, large subunit precursor; nucleolus. The coding region runs from base 131 to 1000 and encodes 289 amino acids. The record is from RefSeq and is a predicted model, not a curated record.
UUUUAUUUUAUAUAUAGAGAGAGACUGUUUCUUUUUCUUCGUUCCCAUCCCAAACCCCAAACCCUGAGCCCUAUCGCCGCCGCCCUUAUACGGCCCUCUCCACCGAUCUCCGCCCCGCAACCAGUCUAAAAUGGUUGCACUCAGAGGUCAAGAUUCAACACUUGCUGAGGAAGAGUUGCUGAAUGAUUAUGUUGAUGAUGCUGAGGAAUCUGAAACAGAAUCAGACGAAGAAGUGCGACGGAGUGAACCUGCCAAGAAUUAUAUUAAUAAUAAGGAGGCUCUUCUUGAGAGGCUUGGUGAUAUAGCUUGGCCAGAGCAUGUCAAAUGGAUUGACAAGCUGACUAUUGAUCACAACCCAGAGCAAGAAAUAGAUGCCAAUGAUGAUCUGAUACGUGAAUCAGCAUUUUAUACGCAAGCUUUGAUUGGCACUCGGCAGGCCUUUGAGAAGUUGCAGUCCAUGGGUGUUCCGUUUCUCAGGCCUCCAGACUACUAUGCAGAGAUGGUGAAAAGCGACUCUCACAUGUUGAAGGUGAAAACCAAGCUUUUGGAAGAGAAAAAGAAGAUUGAGGAAGCAGAAGAGAGGAAGAAAGCUAGGGAAGCAAAGAAAUUGGCGAAAGAAGUCCAGGUGCAGAAGACAAAAGAGAGGGCAAAGCGCAAGAAAGACGAGAUUGAUUCUGUGAAAAAAUGGCGGAAACAACGACAGCAAAGUGGGUUUUCGAAAGGUAAUGAUGAUGAAAUGAAAUUGCCUCUGGAUGACGGUGAUGAUGAUGGCGGGUUCAAUAAGUCGAAGAAAAGGCGCACGGGGGUUGCUCCUGGAGACAGAUCUGGAGGAUUCGUAAGGAGAGGAGAUAAAAAUAAGAAGAGAGAUCACAGAGAAUCAAAGUUUGGCCACGGGGGCAGGAAAGGCAUGAAGAAGCAAAACACUGCUGAAUCAACAAAUGACUUUAGAGCCUUCAACAAGAACAAAUUUUCAAGAAACAAAGGGGGGAUGAAGAAGUGAUAAAGAGUUAUUAGCUUUAAUUUAAAGACUGAAAUUCGGAGAUUGAUUCUGUUAUGGUGUUGUAUAAGAAUUUUGUGGUAGUUAGACUUGCAAUUAAUGCUUUGAGAAUUUUCUUAAGUGGUUUCAUUAA